This is a messenger RNA of Larimichthys crocea (large yellow croaker), 1823 nucleotides long. It is a transcript of the gene ppcs, whose product is annotated as phosphopantothenoylcysteine synthetase. The record is from RefSeq and is a predicted model, not a curated record. NCBI's taxonomy places the organism in Eukaryota, Metazoa, Chordata, Actinopteri, Sciaenidae. The coding region runs from base 530 to 1492 and encodes 320 amino acids. The transcript has 4 exons.
AUAAAAACUUGCACAAGCUGACAAAUUAAGAGUUUAGUCAUCCAUCCCCUAAUAAAGGGCGUCAGGAUAAAGCAAAGGGACACUGAUUCUGUUUUUUGUUGGUAUACAGCUGCACGCAAAUGCCACAGCUGUUUAGUUUAAAGUCACGUUAACCAAUCAGUGUGUGUCCUGUGCUAUCACACAUACACCAAGUGGUGAAACAUCAAAGCUAAGAGAAAUGCCUUGCAACAUAUUUAACUGCAACACCGUCUGUGCCAUCUCAGGGCAAUCCGCAGGGAUAUACCACCACAAGCAGCAGCAGCAGCAGCAGAGGCAAAAGACAGAUCAAAUUCAGGAGCAUUAAAUUCAACCUGAAACAUGCUAUGCACUUGUUGAUCGUCCACCCCACAUGUCAAACCUCUGCGCCUCCUCCUCCUCCUCAUGCAGGUUUUACAUACGAAGGAUCAUUAUUUUUCUUGGAGGAAUUUAUUAGCCGCCUGAGAAACAAGACGAUUGACAGACGGGAAAACACACUGCAACAGCUCAGGUGAUGGCUGAACCCAGAAUAUCAUCCAUUGAUGGGAAGUUAGCUGAAGAAUUUGCUGUUCCCUCUCAUGUCGAGGAGGUCAAAGCGAAGAUGGCUGCUUUUGCCGGGCAUCAUGCGUCAGCAGGCCGCCAGGUGGUUCUCAUUACAUCAGGAGGCACCAAAGUUCCCCUAGAGUCCCGCACUGUUCGCUUUCUCGACAACUUCAGCAGCGGCAGACGAGGAGCCUCCUCAGCAGAGUAUUUCAUAGAGUCGGGCUACGCUGUCAUCUUCCUACACAGGCAUCGCUCCCUCUACCCCUACACACGGAUGUUCUCAACCAUGAACAUGCUGGACGCCCUGAAAUUCAAAAGUGGAGAAGGAGCAUCCAGUAACUGUGAAGUGGUGGUUAACCAGCAGGUGCUUCCGAACAUUGCUAAAGUGUUAAAGCGAUACCAGGAAGUGAAAGAAAGCAGACUUCUUCUGCCAAUUGAGUUCAACACCCUGUCAGAGUAUCUGCAUCUACUCAAAGCAGCAGCACAGGCACUCAGCACAAUAGGAUCAAAGGCCAUGUUUUACUUGGCUGCAGCAGUGUCUGAUUUCUAUAUCCCAGCAUCUGAGAUGCCAGAACACAAAAUCCAGUCUUCUAAUGGACCUCUUCAACUCAGCAUGAACAUGGUCCCCAAGAUAUUGUCCCCCUUGGUGAAAGACUGGGCACCUCAGGCGUUUGUCAUAUCUUUUAAGCUGGAGACAGAUGCAACCAUCCUGCUGGACAAGGCUCGACGGGCUCUGGAUACCUACAGGCACCAGGCAGUAGUGGCCAACGUACUGGACUCUAGACGGGGUUACGUGGUGGUGGUGACCCCUGAGACUCAGGAUGAGCUUAUCCUCACAGAGGAGGAUGAGAAGAAUGAGGUGGAGAUAGAGUGCAGAAUAGUGAGCAACCUGACAUCAGCACACAACGUGUUCAUAACUCAACAAGCAGGCUGACAGUGAUUCACUACACUGCAUGGUCGAGUGAAUGGCGCAGCUCUAAGUUAUGUCUGUGCUUUCCUGAUCUUGAGCUCAGCUUAAACUCAUACUCGGCUGUUCUGCUGACAAGUUCCUGCAUAUUCAUUAUGUCAUAUAGUUGCAUAACCUUAGGAAUAAAUAACUAAACACAUCACGUCUUUCCUUAUCCUUUUAAUGUUUUCUAAAAACAAAACUCUAAGCAUAUUAAUGCGGUGUCUGUACAGGCACAAAUACAAGUUAUUGAAAGUUUAUAAAAUGUUUAUUCACAUUGUGCAAUGAUAUAGAAUAAAACAUUUUGAUGUUGCUUCUA